UUUUAAUUCUGGAAUAGAAUUCACGUGUUCUCCGGAAAUUCCCUUCAAUUGUAAAUUUUCAAUUGUAAAAUAAAUAUACAAUAUUACAGCAUAUACAGUGCGUAUUUUUCAAGUUUCAUUCAAUCUAAAGCACCUUGGAUAUAAAGUUCAAGACAAUGCGGCCUUUAACAGACGAAGAAACGAAGAUUAUGUUUGAGAAACUAGCAAAAUACAUCGGCGAAGGCAUCAAAGAUCUAAUUGACCGACCAGACGGAGUCUAUUGUUUCCGACUUCAUAAAGAGCGAGUAUAUUACGUUGCGGAAGAUAUUAUGUUAAAAGCAACGAAUGUUUGUCGAGAAAAUCUCAUCAGCUUGGGUGUUUGUUUCGGCAAGUUCACGAAAACCAGGAAAUUUCGGCUUCACGUUACAGCCCUGGAUUAUUUAGCUCCAUAUUCAAAGUACAAAGUGUGGGUUAAACCAAGUGCAGAACAGACUUUCUUAUACGGCAAUCAUAUUAUGAAGGCUGGCCUUGGAAGAAUAACGGACAACACACCAAAAUAUCAAGGGGUUGUUGUUUAUUCUAUGGCAGAUGUGCCACUUGGUUUCGGGGUGGCAGCAAAAUCCACAGCCGAGUGUCGUAAAUCCGACCCGAUGACUAUAAUAGCUUUCCACCAAGCUGAUGUUGGGGAGUAUUUAAGAAAUGAAGAUUCUCUCACGUGAUCUUAUUUAACUAUGUGUUCGCAAAUAACAUCUAUGACAAAUAUCUGUGAUCUGUUUAAUUGGGAAAAGGUGCAGAUUAUCUGUGGAGUUGGUCUUCUGCAUUGCUACUGUUGUUUCAGGCAAAUUAUUAUUCGAUAUAAAAUAAAGGAGGCCUUCACGAUUUUUCUAAUAAAGACCAACUUUUCAAUACUUUGUCUUUACACGAUAGUAAA
This is a messenger RNA of Ciona intestinalis (vase tunicate), 910 nucleotides long. Its product is annotated as 60S ribosome subunit biogenesis protein NIP7 homolog. Lineage: Eukaryota; Metazoa; Chordata; Ascidiacea; Phlebobranchia; Cionidae. Gene Ontology annotation, molecular function: RNA binding. Gene Ontology annotation, cellular component: nucleus. The record is from RefSeq and is a predicted model, not a curated record. Gene Ontology annotation, biological process: ribosome assembly.